AUGAUGACCAUGACUACGAUGGCUGACGGUCUGGACGCUCAGGACUCGACCAAGUCUGCUUUCAUGGAGUUUGGGCAGCAGUCGCAGUCACAGCAGAGCUCCCCGUCGAUGGCCAGCGGCCACUACCCGCUGCACUGUCUGCACUCCAGCUCACACGCUCACCACCAGCACGACAACAGCACGUCCUACCCCGGGACCAACACCUACAACAGGUCCUUACCUUACCCUUACGUGAGCCAUCCGCACCACAGCCCUUACCUGCCAUCGUAUCACAACAACACGGGAGGACAGACAAGGUUAGACGGCACAGAACAGCAGAAAACGACAGUGAUUGAAAAUGGGGAAAUUCGAUUUAAUGGCAAAGGGAAAAAGAUUCGCAAACCUCGGACGAUUUACUCCAGUUUGCAGCUUCAAGCACUGAACCACCGAUUCCAGCAAACACAGUACCUCGCUUUACCGGAACGGGCCGAGCUGGCAGCUUCUCUAGGACUAACACAAACCCAGGUAAAGAUUUGGUUCCAGAACAAGAGGUCCAAAUUUAAGAAGCUUCUCAAGCAGGGUGGCAACCCCCACGACAGUGACCCAAUGCCGGGCUCCAUGUCCCUCUCCCCGCGGUCCCCGACCAUCCCUCCAAUAUGGGACGUCUCUGCCUCUUCCAAAGGAGUGAACAUGCCAGCCAACAGCUACAUGCCCGGGUACUCUCACUGGUAUUCCUCCCCACACCAGGACUCCAUGCAGAGAUAGACCGAAGAGGACAGGAGGUCCACAGACUGUCCGUUAAGAGGCCUGCGCAUAUCUCCGCCAUGCAGUUUCCAACGUAGCGACUGGAUGCUGGAGAGGAGGCAGGAAUAAAUCAGCGCCUGCAGCGCUGCGUCUCUGCCUCAGGACAAAAAGCGCAGCCAAGCCUCGGUGUGGUGGUGACACAACCAAGGGGGAACUAACCAUUUCAUUUCUAGCGUAACAUGGCUGUUCAGUGAGCUCGCAUAUCUGUUAUGCUUUCAUUCAUGUCAACAUCUGAACGUCAAUAUACCAAAUAUUAUACCAGUGACAUUUUUAGCCACUUUGGACAAAGGCUGCUCACACUGUCGGUGCGCAGUGGCGCACAGAAGAACCUUAUGCCGUGGUGGACUCCUUGACUGCUUUCCAUGGUUGUUUCUCCAACAUGCAAAACCAAGCAACUUGUCUGUCUGUAAAUAUAAUCUGCGGUUUUAGUUGUACAUACACUUUUUAUGUUUUGUCAGAUUGAGUAAACCGUGACUCAAAACAGACGCCUGCUGUUGCAUUAAUUUCCCAAAACAUUAAGAUCGU
This is a messenger RNA of Cynoglossus semilaevis (tongue sole), 1308 nucleotides long. RefSeq names its product distal-less homeobox 6a (gene dlx6a). Gene Ontology annotation, molecular function: DNA-binding transcription factor activity, RNA polymerase II-specific; RNA polymerase II cis-regulatory region sequence-specific DNA binding. The coding region runs from base 1 to 744 and encodes 247 amino acids. The record is from RefSeq and is a predicted model, not a curated record. The transcript is spliced from 3 exons. Gene Ontology annotation, biological process: cell differentiation; regulation of transcription by RNA polymerase II; embryo development. Lineage: Eukaryota; Metazoa; Chordata; Actinopteri; Pleuronectiformes; Cynoglossidae.